Diabrotica balteata is the source of this 279-nucleotide messenger RNA. The record is from the annotation of a GenBank genome assembly. Lineage: Eukaryota; Metazoa; Arthropoda; Insecta; Coleoptera; Chrysomelidae.
AUGUACAUAGACUUGUGUAACAAUGUUGCGAAGUUGAAAAUUACAGCCAGACGGAAAAAUACGAAGAAGAAGAAGAAGGAAAAAAACCACACAAACCAACAAAACAGCAAACCAGCAAAACAGCAAAACAGCAAAACAGCAAAACAGCAAAACAGCAAAACAGCAAAACAGCAAAACAGCAAAACAGCAAAACAGCAAAACAGCAAAACAGCAAAACAGCAAAACAGCAAAACAGCAAAACAGCAAAACAGCAAAAAUCCCGAAGCAAGAAAACAAUAA